AAAAUAAUUUUCAUUUUUUUAUCCCACUUUUUAUACAUGUCUUUAUAUAGACAGAGAUAAUUUAAUCUCUAAUAUAGAUAUAGGAACAUGAGAUUCAGGAUCAACUUCACAAUAAACAAUUCAAUAUCUAUUUGAGACUAAAGUGGCAUUCUGUCGAUUUGUAGUAAAUUUUAUGAAAGUAAAAAAUUUUUGUAUUCUCAGGACGAUAAGGCAGUAAUUUUAUAUAAAUAUUAAACACAUUAGCAUUGAUGUUAUGAAAAAAGUCAAGCAAAAUUAAAAUCAUAAUUUUUCAUUUCAUUGUGUGUUGGUUUCGAAAUUGGUCGGCAGAUAAAAAAUUUAUAGUCAAAAUUAAAUUAAAAUUUUUAGCGAAGUUUUUUCGCUGGCGAAAUUUUUUGUAAAUUAGUUUAUCCAUUUUUUUCGCUUUUAACAUCAAGCGAUCAAAAUGGUUUGGAGUCGUGUAUACCAUGGAAUGCGUAUGGCAUUAUUCCCAGCUGCAAGAACUGGAGUACGCAUUAUGGCUUCAAGAAAUUUUGCGGACAUGGAUUGCGGAAAGGGUACCUUCAAAGGAAUUGUUGUUGGGAUAUAUCAGCGUGAAAAGAAAGGUGACGAUAUAAAAUUCACCCAAAGUGGUGAGAAAUUUAAUGACCGAGUAAAUGGAAAACUAUAUGAUUUAGUUAAAAGCUGCAAGUUGAACGGAAAAGUUGGUCGCGGCAGGGUUUUCAGUAAUAUUGAUACUGAAUAUCGUACAGUUGCUGUAGUGGGAGUCGGUCGUGAAGGCAUAGGGUUUAAUGAGCUCGAAAUGAUUGAUGAAGGAAUGGAAAAUGUCCGUGUUGCUGCUGCAGUUGGUGCUCGCACUCUGCAAGAUCAUGGAAUGAAUGAAGUUCAUCUCGAUACCAUGGAAUAUGCUGAACAAGCAGCAGAAGGGGCUUCUUUAGGUAUUUGGCGAUAUCAGGCAAAUAAAGAUUCGAAAACUCGUCUUGUUAUACCAAAAAUUGAAAUGUAUGAUAGUACUGACGUUGAAGCAUGGACACGUGGAUUGUUCAAGGCCGAAGCACAAAAUCUUGCGCGUCGGUUAAGUGAUGCUCCAGCCAAUCAAAUGACACCAACAACAUUCGCUCAAGCCGCUGUCGAUGCACUCUGCCCAUGCGGUGCCUCAGUUGAGAUAAGAACAAUGGAUUGGAUUGAGCAGCAAAAAAUUAAUUCACUUCUGAUGAUAGCUAAAGGGUCGUGCGAACCACCAAUUAUGAUAGAAGUAAAUUAUUGUGGUACUUCACCUGAAGAUAAGCCAAUUCUAUUGGUUGGGAAAGGCUUGACAUUUAAUAGCGGUGGAAUAAAUUUGCGCCGUUGUAGAGACAUGGAUGAAUUCCGUGGCGCCAUGUCUGGAGCUGCUGUAGUGGUGGCAACAAUGCGAGCCGCAGCAGCUCUCUCUCUACCCAUUAAUUUAACUGCUAUACUUCCGUUGUGUGAAAAUAUGCCAUCUGGUAUGUCAGCGAAACCUGGUGACAUUGUUAGGUUAUUAAAUGGCAAAACAAUGUCUAUUCGAGAUCUUGACAAAGCAGGUGUUGUUAUUUUAGCUGACCCCUUGCUCUUCGGACAAAUUAAUUAUAAACCACGUCUUGUUAUUGAUGUCGCUUCAAUUGGCUAUGGCGUGAAAAAAACUUUAGGCGGUGGAGCAACUGGUAUAUAUUCAAAUUCGCACUAUAUAUGGAAGCAAUUCCAAAAGGCAGGUGCUAUAACAGGCGAUCGAGUGUGGCGUUUUCCAUUAUGGCAUUUUUACAAAAAACUUGUCACUGAAAAUGUGAGUUUUGAUAUAUCCAACAAUGGUGUAGGGCCAGCAUCAUCAUGUCUUGCUGCGGCUAUACUGCAUGAACUGCUGCCUUGCGUUGAUUGGGCACAUUUAGAUACGAGAGGAGUAGGGUUACUAUCGAAGUUUGGAACUAUUCCUUAUUUAGCAAAAGAUCAUAUGACUGGUCGUCCUACUCGUACUAUAGUACAAUUUCUGUAUCAAAUGGCUUGUCCAGAUAAUUUCAAAAGAAAGUGAACUACUUUUUUUUUCUUUUCUUUAUGCGAUGAUAACCCCGGAUGUGAUGAUUUAUUCCAAAGUAAUUUUAAUAUUGAUUAUGAAAAUUAUUUUGGAAACUCAAUUAUAUUUAUAUCUUUUAAAAUUUACUGAUAUAAGUAAUGUAAAAAAAAGACUUACAUGUUAUAUUUUUAAAUAAAUCUAAUAAUGUGAAACAUUGUUUAGAGAAA
Molecule: messenger RNA, 2250 nt
Organism: Teleopsis dalmanni
Lineage: Eukaryota; Metazoa; Arthropoda; Insecta; Diptera; Diopsidae
Product: cytosol aminopeptidase-like
Exons: 8
Coding region: 443-2041 (532 amino acids)
Biological process (GO): proteolysis
Cellular component (GO): cytoplasm
Molecular function (GO): manganese ion binding; metalloaminopeptidase activity
Source: RefSeq, a predicted model, not a curated record